This is a messenger RNA of Amaranthus tricolor (Joseph's coat), 6282 nucleotides long. Its product is annotated as DDT domain-containing protein PTM. The record is from RefSeq and is a predicted model, not a curated record. The transcript has 10 exons. The coding region runs from base 147 to 5933 and encodes 1928 amino acids. Lineage: Eukaryota; Viridiplantae; Streptophyta; Magnoliopsida; Caryophyllales; Amaranthaceae.
AUUACUUCCAACUUCUAAAGUGUGAAACAACCCAACCCCUUUUUCUUAUUUCUUCUCUUGUCAAUAUAUCUAUGUCAAUUUUUUUCAAUUCCCUUUUAUAGAUCUUCACAGUUUAAAAACCCUAGAAUUUCCCCCGAAAUUCGGAAAUGGAAUGGGUGGGGAAAUCAGUGACGAAAGAUUUUAAAGGGUUUGGGGUUUUUGAGGGAUUUAUUGAGUCCUAUGAUUCUUCAUCUGGGUUUUUUAAAAUCUUGUAUGAAGAUGGUGAUUCUGAAGAAGCUGAUUUUUCUGAGGUUUCUCGUUUGAUUUCAUGUUCAACUGUUUGUAACUCAAUUGCUGAGAAUCAGAAGAAAAAAGUUGGGAGAAAACCUAAACGUCGUCGUCGGAAUGAUCAAGGUAAAUCGUCUUCUGAUGUUGAUAAUUUAGUGAUUGAUAAUGGGUUAAGUAAUUCUGCAAUGAGUAAUUUUAAUGUUUCUGUUGAUUUGAAUGUAAAUGUAAAUGGAAAUUUGGAUUGUGGUGGGAAUGACGGGUUUGAUCUGAAUCGUGGGUUAAAUUUUGAUGAUGGGGUAGAAAAUGGGGAAAUUAGGGGUUGUAUUGACUUGAAUUUAAGUGUUGAUGAUGGUGGAGCUGAUGAGAAUGAUGCUAGGGUUGCAAAAAUUGAACCUUUAGGGAAAAAAGAACAUGUAUUUGAUUUGAAUUUAGGGUUUAACGAAGAGACUGUAAUCGGAGGGAUUGGGAUUAAUGAUGGAAAUGCUUGUGGAGGGUUAGGAGAACAAUUUGAAAAUGGGGAUUCUAGUAAUGGAGAUUUGAAUAAUAGGGUUUUUGAUGUUAAAUUGGAAGGAGGUGGUUGUGAUGGUGUUGACUCGAAACAAUGUGGGGAUGGUACUUCGGGUCGUAAGAAGAAAAGGAAAUUUGAGAGGAAUUUGUGUUCUCCUACUGAAACUGUGUUGAGAAGAAGUGCACGACGAGCAAAAGCAGCUGCCUUGCAAGAAAAUAAUGUUUCUAGUGCAAUGGAAGUAGAAGAGGAAGCGAACGAUUUGUCCGUGUCAGGAGUUAUCAAUGAACCGGAAGAAAAGGUUGUUCCUAAGGUGCCGGAAAAGUUUGUAGAGCCUAAGGGUCUUCCUGCCAACAUUGAAUUCCCACCUUCUUCAGCUAAUUUAGAUUUGGAGGGAAUUCCUGUACUAGAUCUUUUUUCGAUAUAUUCUUGUCUGAGGUCGUUUAGUACCUUAUUGUACUUGAGUCCUUUUGGAUUGGAGGAUCUUGUCACAGCAUUGAAGAGCAAAGUAUCUAAUCACCUAAUUGAUUGUAUUCAUGUUUCCAUCUUGCAAACAUUGAGAACACACCUUGAAUUGCUGGCAAUUGAAGGUUGCGAAUCUGCAUCCACUUGUUUGAGGAAUUUGAACUGGGAUUUGCUGGAUGUAAUUACAUGGCCUGUUUUUAUGAUUGAAUAUCUUCUGAUUCACGGUUCAGGGCUAAAGCCCGGUUUCACUCUAAAUUGUUUAAAGCUAUUUGAUGGCGAGUAUUACACACAGCCAGCAGAGGUGAAGGUUGAACUACUUCGUUGUCUCUGUGAUGAUGUCAUUGAAGUUGAUGCCAUUAGAUCAGAGCUUAGUAAAAGGACAGUUCUUGCAGAGGCUAGUAUGGAUAGGAGGAGGACCUCUGUUGAAACUCCCGGUGACUCCCUGAGUGAGGAUAUUAUAGAGGUUGUAGAUGAUGGAAACAUUGAUGAGUGUUGCCUUUGUAAGAUGGACGGAAACUUAAUAUGUUGUGAUGGUUGUCCUGCCGCUUAUCAUUCAAAAUGUGUUGGAAUUGUCAGCAGUCUUCUGCCAGAGGGUGACUGGUAUUGUCCAGAAUGUGUGAUUGGAAGACAGAGUUUUAGUAAUAAAGCUCAGAAAUUCUUUCGAGGUGCAGAUUUGCUUGGCAUUGAUCCUGCUGGACGGUUAUUUUUCAGCUGCUUCGACUACCUUGUGGUGUCAGAUUCCUAUGAUGGCAAGGCUUUAUGUAGGUUUUACCACAAAGAUGACUUUGGUGGUGUUAUUCAACUACUGCAAUCAUCUGCCUUUGUAUAUAGGUCAAUCCUACGUAAAAUUUCUGAACAUUGGGCCUUCCCAGCUGACUUGUGUCAACAAAAAAGUGUUUUGAGGUCUGAGAAUGAUGCUGCAAAACCCUGCUUGGAGACACAAAAUCUACUUACAAGCUCUGAAGGAUCAGGUGAAGUCUUACAAGAGAAUGUGUUGAUUCAAAAGUCCCUUAGAUCUGCGUCAAAUGUAGCUACUAGGGGGAUAUCUGGGAGUAGCGUUUCAACUUCCAAAAAGGGGAAGAAAAAGGGUUCGUCAAAGCAGUGCGAAUCUUUAAAGGUUAAAAAAGAAGGCCUAUUAGAUGGGCAACCUGGAGAUGGUUAUAAGAACAGCUAUAGCUUUGCAAGGACAGCUGCUUCUGUUGUUGAACAAUUGUUGAGGAAACCUUCAGGUAAAGCAAAUAUAGAAGUUCCGAAGACUGAGGAGGAGAUAAUAUCAAUUCAGUUGAAAUUUAUUUUGAAAAAGUCGGCAAAGUCUUGUUGGAUAAUUGAAGAUCUAAAUGGGGGGAGGCAGAAAGAAAAAUGUGAAUGGUGCUACUGUUGUAGGUUUCCUGUUGAAGGUAGAGGUUGCUUAUUUAGUGUCAAAAAUACUAGUUCUGUUCCAGCUGCUCUUAAAGUAGAAAUUGAUAGUAUACUGUCAAAAAGGAAUAAGAAGGGGCAUCUUGUAGAUGUCAUUUGCUAUUUGUUAGGUAUGGAAGAGCGCUUGCGAGGAUUUCUCGCUGGUCCAUGGCUUAAACCUCAAUACAGUGAGACUUGGCGUCAACGUGUUCUUAAAGCAUCUGAUGUUUUAUCGCUAAAACUUCCUCUGCUUAUGUUGGAGUCCCAUUUACGUCCUUUGACUCUUUCAGCGGAAUGGUACAAACAUGUAGAUUUGGUCACUACUAUGGGUUCCGCUGCCCACUUUGUGGCCAGUUCACGUGCUACGUCAAAGAAUGGAAUUAACAGAAAAAAGGUUAGAUAUUCAGAAUCCGAGUCUAAAUCAUCAGCUGCUGGUAAGGGACUGACGUUAUAUUGGUGGAGAGGGGGUAAAGCUUCUCGGAGUCUCUUUAACUGGAAAGGUGUACCUCGCUUCUUGGCUUUGAAAGCAGCCCGAAAAGCUGGUGCAAUGAAGAUACCAGACAUACAAUAUCUUGAAGCUUCUGAAAAUGUGAAGCGAACCAGAUUUGUUGCAUGGCGUGCUGCUGUGGAGUCAUCUACAAGCCUCGAGCAACUGGCUUUGCAGUUGAGGGAGUUUGAUCUGUUUAUUCGCUGGGACGAUAUUGAGAAUACUCACUCUCAUUCCCUAUUGGACAAGGAAUCCAUUAAGUCAAUCAGGUUGUUUAAGAAAGUCAUAGUCAGGAGGAAGACUUUAGAAGAAACACUAGCAAGAUAUCUUCUUGAUUUUGGGAAAAGAAGAUGUAUUCCUGAUGUUGUUCAUAAACACGGGCAAAAGCUUGAGGAAUCGGACAGUGAGAGGAAGAAAUAUUGGUUGGAUGAAGUGCAUGUUCCUUUAUAUCUUUUGAGAAGUUUUGAGGAGCGAAGACUUAUGCGGAGGGCUGGUAAAAAAGCUCCCGGUAAAUCCAAGAAGGUUGGAAAAGUGGUGAAGAAGCCUCCAAGGGAGAAAGGUUUUGACUAUCUUUUUUCAAGAGCAGAAAAGAUUGACAGUUAUCAAUGUGGACAUUGUAACAAGAAUGUGGCAAUCGGUGAAGCUGUGAGCUGCCAAUUUUGCAAUGGUUAUUUUCAUAAAAGACAUGUCAUGAAGGCUUCAGAAGGGAUUGCCGCUGGUUGCAAAUAUAUAUGCCAUAAAUGCCGUGCAGGGAAUCAUGUAAAUACGAAAAGAACUUUGCGAAAACGGAAGUUUGAAAAUCUUCAAGAAACAAAAAAUAUGAAGGUUGACAUUGAAGGUAACCCCGCAAGGUCGAGGGGUAGACCAAAGAAAAAGGGAAUACUCUUGGCUAAUCGUAGAAAAGUGCUUUUACGAAAUGCUAAAAAGAUGCAAUGCCAUGAGCAGACCGUAUCGCAGAAAAAAACCAAUAUCUCCACUGGUAUGACUCUGCGCCGUUCGGCUAGGAAAGCAAAGUAUACAAGUCCACAACCUAAUAAGAGUGCUGUAGGCAGGAAAAGAAAAAGGAACAAAUCUAGGACCGUGGCAUCAAAAAAGACUUCAGAUGGCAUCUUGUGGCAGAAGAAAAGAACACCGAUUCUCUAUUCGUUUUGGAUAAACGGCCUUUUUCUGUCUAGGAAGCCAAAUGAUGAACGAGUGGUACAGUUUAAAAGAAGGAAACUCAUUGUGCCAUCUGAAUACGCUUUUGAUAUGGAUGAUCAACCAAAAUGUUCUCUAUGUUCACGGCAAGGUUCUACGUCAGCUUGUGUGUUUAUUGCUUGUGAGAUAUGUGAAGCUUGGUUUCAUGGUGAUGCAUUUGGACUCAACAAAGGAAAUGUUGAAAGUCUUUUAGGGUUUAAAUGCCAUGUAUGCCUUGAGAGGAGCCCUCCUAUUUGUCCUUUUGUUGACAUUUCUAUGGACAACCGUGCUCCAUUUGGUGAACCGACAAGUGAGGCUCAGGAAGCUCAUGAAUUACCUAAAGUUUGUGCAGUUAGAGAGGAUACGGACUGUGUGCCGGAGCUUCAAUCUAACGAUACAGCUCAGAAUUAUGAUAGAAAUCUUCGUCAAAAUGGGACUCCGAUGCUAGAUAGUAAUAUGGGUUUAGAGGAUGGGUCACCUACCAACAAGGACCAUAAUUGCAACGGAGACUCUACAAAUGAGGUUUCGGGUGCUCAGGGAUUACAUCAAGUAGUUGCAAUCAGAAAGGAUACAGAUACAUAUACUGUGCAGGAGCUGCAGUGCAACAAUGGUUCUUCUAGUCUCUUGGAGGUUGAUAUGAAGAAUUGCGAGACAUAUUAUGACAGAGAUGAGACUUCGAUGCUAAAUGUUGAAUUAAUGGAAAACGGGUCAUUGCCUGCUGAGGAGCUGCACUGUGAUAAAGGUUCAACACGCGAGUAUCAGGAUGCCCUGGGAUUACCUGAAGUUGCAUUUAGAAAAGAAGCAGUGUGCGUACAGGAACUGUGUAAGGAAGGAUCCUCUAGUCUCAUGGAGGUUCAUACAGCACAGAAUUUUGAUGAAAAUUUAGACAGAAAUGGGACUCGGGUGCUGAAUUUUGAGCCGAGAGCAGAAAGUUCGGCAUUUACCUGCAAGGAUCCUCAGUGCAAAGAAGGUUCCACUGGUGAGGCUCAAGUUGCUCAAGAAUCACCUGAAGUUGAUUGUUUGCGUGCACUUCAGUCGAAUGAAGUUACCUCUAAUCUCUUAGAGGUCCAUACAACACACAAGUGUGACGGAAAUCUUGACCAGAAUGAGACAUCGAUAGUAGAAAAUGCUUCAUCGACCAGCAAAGAGCCUCCAUGUAACAAAGGCCUAUGUCUUUCGGAGGAUCAUACAGGUGAAGAUUGUGAUGGAAGUUUUGACCAAGAUAAAACUAAAAUGCUAGAAAACGGGUCUCCUACCAGAAAGUCGCUUUUAUCCCCUUCAAUUGAAGUUCAAGUUACGAAUAUAGAACCCAAAUUACAGGAGUCGGUCGUGAAUGGUAACAUCGAAGGAAAAAAUCUUGACCAGAAUGAGACUCCAAUGGUAGAAAAUGUGUCGUCGACCAGCAAAGAGCCUUCGUGUAACAAAGGUCUAUUUCUUUCUGAGGAUCAUACAGGUGAAGAUUGGGAUGGAAGUUUUGAUCAGGGUGAAAUGCUAGAAAACGGGUCUCCUGCGAGCAAAACUCCUUUAUCCGGUUCGUGUGAAAUUCAAGCUACAGAUCUGGAGCCCGAAUUACAGGAGUCCGUUGUUAGCAUUGAAGGAAACCAGGUAGACCAGCUAACACCAUCUACAAACCAAUAGUUCCGCACAUCAAUUCUGGAUGGGAUGUAUCAGUUUCACAUGAUUUGCUAAUUUUUCGCAGAUGACAAAUCGAAAAAGUCGAAUUAUUGCCUGUUUUGGGCUAUUUUUGGUUGUUUUAAGCGAAUCUUAAAUUUAAAAGGCGAAUAAAUUGUCGAAUAAUGUUACACUGGUAUGGACCUAAAGAAUUCUGUAGUAGCGAAAGGGUAGACGAUUCUUGAUUCUUAUGGUAGAUAAAUUCUUGUAUUUUCGUUUCGAUUGUGGCCUCUUAAUACAUGAAAGAAGGCUACAGUUUUCUUAUCAACAACACUAAUAUAUGUAGUGAUGGUGACUAUGAAUACCUUAUACCUAA